This is a messenger RNA of Siniperca chuatsi (mandarin fish), 1324 nucleotides long. RefSeq names its product protein NLRC3-like. Lineage: Eukaryota; Metazoa; Chordata; Actinopteri; Centrarchiformes; Sinipercidae. Bases 227 to 1144 code for a protein of 305 amino acids. The record is from RefSeq and is a predicted model, not a curated record. The transcript is spliced from 2 exons.
GCUGACAAACCUCAUCGAGGGGAAUCUGCUUCCCUCGGCUCUCGUCUGGAUCACUUCCCGACCUGCAGCAGCCAAUCAGAUCCCUUCUUCAUGUGUUGGCAGGGUAACAGAAGUACGAGGCUUCACUGACGCCCAGAAGGAGGAGUACUUCAGGAGGAGAGUCAGUGAUGAAGAGCUGUCCAGCAGAAUCAUCUCCCACAUCAAGACAUCCAGGAGCCUCCACAUCAUGUGUCUGAUCCCAGUCUUCUGCUGGAUCACUGCUACAGUUCUGGAGCACAUGUUGACUACAGACCAGAGAGGAGAGCUGCCCAAGACCCUGACUGACAUGUAUUCACACUUCCUGCUGGUUCAGACAAAGAGGAAGAAGCAGAAGUAUAAGGGACAUGAGACGAGUCCACAGGAGCUGACGGAGGCUGACAGGGAAGUUCUUCUGAAGCUGGGGAGGCUGGCGUUUGAACAGCUGGAGAAAGGAAACAUCAUGUUCUACCAAGAAGACCUGGAGCAGUGUGGUCUGGAUGUCUCAGAGGCCUCGGUGUACUCAGGAGUUUGUACAGAGAUCUUCAGAAGAGAGAGUGUGAUCUUCCAGAAAACAGUCUACUGCUUUGUUCAUCUGAGCGUUCAGGAGUUUCUGGCUGCCGUCUACAUGUUCCACUGUCACACCAACAGGAAGACAACGGUAAUGGAGGACUUCCUGGGGAAAGACUGGAAACGCAGGGGCUCAACCCUGGAUGUCUUCCUGAUGAGAGCCAUGGAGAAAUCUCUGCAGAGUAAAAAUGGCCACCUGGACCUGUUUGUCCGCUUCCUUCAUGGCCUCUCUCUGGAGUCCAACCAGAGACUCUUAGGAGGCCUGCUGGGUCGGACAAAGAACAGUCCAGAAAUCAUCCAGAGAGCCAUCAACAAACUGAAGAAGAUGAACGGUGAUGAGAUCUCUCCUGACAGAAGCAUCAACAUCUUCCACUGUCUGUCGGAGAUGAACGACCACUCAGUCCAUCAGGAGAUCCAAGAGUUCCUGAAGUCAGAGAACAGAUCAGAGAAGAAACUCUCUGAGAUCCACUGCUCAGCUCUGGCCUACAUGCUGCAGAUGUCAGAGGAGGUUCUGGAUGAGUUGGACCUGCAGAAGUACAACACAGCAGAGGAGGGAUGACGGAGACUGAUUCCAGCUGUGAGGAACUGCAGAAAGGCUGUACUUUCUGGCUGUGGACUCUCAGAGACUCACUGUGAAGUCGUGGCCUCAGCUCUGAAGUCCAACCCCUCCCAUCUGAGAGAGCUGGACCUGAGUGACAACAACCUGCAGGAUUCAGGAGUGAGGCUGCUGUCUGCUGGA